Molecule: messenger RNA, 3030 nt
Organism: Ictalurus punctatus (channel catfish)
Lineage: Eukaryota; Metazoa; Chordata; Actinopteri; Siluriformes; Ictaluridae
Gene: nmt1a
Product: N-myristoyltransferase 1a
Exons: 12
Coding region: 43-1503 (486 amino acids)
Biological process (GO): N-terminal peptidyl-glycine N-myristoylation
Cellular component (GO): cytoplasm
Molecular function (GO): glycylpeptide N-tetradecanoyltransferase activity
Source: RefSeq, a predicted model, not a curated record
GUUGGAGUUUUCAAAGGCGAGUUUUUCACUUCCUCGUUAAUCAUGGCGGAUGAGAAUGAGACAGCACCGAAGCAGGAGAAAGAAGUGGAACUAGAUGAGGACCACGGACAUUGCAGCGACUGCGAAAAUGAAGAGCAUCAUUUCGAUGAUGGAGAAAAGGGAGACACAGGGGCCAAGAAGAAGAAAAAGAAACAGAAGAAAAAGAAGGACAAAUCUGGAGGAAAGGACUCGGCCCAGGACCCGCUGGCCAAAGUGAACUCUCUCCCUGCAGAUAAGCUCCAGGAGAUUCAGAAAGCCAUCGAGCUCUUCUCAGUGGGACCAGGACCAGCCAAAACCAUGGAAGAGGCCUCACGCCGUAGCUACCAGUUCUGGGACACUCAGCCUGUCCCUAAACUAGGAGAGAUGGUGACGACGCACGGCUGCAUUGAGCCGGAUAAAGAUCACAUCCGAGAGGAGCCGUACAGCCUUCCUCAGGGUUUCGUCUGGGAUGCGCUGGACCUCGGCAACCCCGCUGUGCUAAAGGAGCUGUACACUCUCCUGAACGAGAACUACGUGGAGGACGAUGAUAACAUGUUCCGCUUUGACUAUUCACCCGAGUUCCUGCUAUGGGCGCUACGUCCUCCAGGCUGGUUGCCGCAGUGGCACUGUGGCGUGAGAGUGAACUCCAAUCAUAAACUCGUAGGCUUCAUCAGUGCCAUCCCAGCCACCAUCCGCAUCUACGACAUAGAGAAGAAGAUGGUGGAGAUUAAUUUCCUGUGUGUGCACAAAAAGCUGCGCUCCAAACGCGUGGCUCCGGUGCUGAUCCGAGAGAUCACCAGACGGGUCAACCUGCAGGGCAUCUUCCAGGCUGUCUACACUGCCGGAGUUGUACUGCCCAAACCUGUGGGGACCUGCAGAUACUGGCACCGAUCUCUGAACCCACGGAAGCUGAUUGAAGUGAAGUUUUCACACCUGAGUCGGAACAUGACUAUGCAACGCACUAUGAAGCUCUACCGGCUGCCAGAGGCUCCGAAGACCGGAGGCUUGAGGCCGAUGACGGUGAAGGAUGUCCCGGUUGUGCACCGCCUGCUGCAGGAUUAUCUCCGUCAGUUCAACCUGGCUCCAGUCAUGAGCACGGAGGAGGUGAAGCACUGGCUCCUGCCCCAGGAGAACAUCAUCGACACCUACCUGGUGCAGAAUCCCGAGGGGAAGGUGACCGACUUCCUGAGUUUUUACACCUUGCCGUCCACCAUCAUGAACCACGCGGUUCACCGCAGUCUGAAGGCGGCCUAUUCCUUCUACAACGUGCACACCACCACGCCACUCAUCGAUCUAAUGGGAGACGCACUCAUCUUGGCCAAAUCGAAAGGAUUUGACGUUUUUAAUGCACUGGACCUGAUGGAGAACAAGACGUUUCUGGAGAAGCUGAAGUUUGGUAUCGGAGACGGGAAUCUACAGUAUUAUCUCUACAAUUGGAAAUGCCCCAGCAUGGGCUCAGAGAAAGUCGGUUUAGUCCUGCAGUGACCCUCUUGCCUCAUCAAAGCCCUUCCUUGCGUCAUAGUGAAGCCAAGAACUGACGUCACGCACUGACCACCUGACUGAUGCUCCGGAGGGACUUCCAGGUUUAGGAAGAAAAAGCCACCGCCCAUUAUUAUUAUUAUUUUUUAAUUUUUAAAAUUUUUUUUUUUUUUUUGCAGAACUUUGAACUUUUGGAUCUGCACUACUGCUGCCAGGCUGUCUUCUCUUUUUCUCCCCCCCCCCCCCCCCCCCUUUUCUCUGUGUCUCCUUUUCUUUUUAGUCUGGUUCUUGUUUUUCUUUUUCUUUUUUUUUUUCUUUUCUUCUUUCUCCCUCAGCCAAUGUAAUUAAUUCCGAUCGUCUACGAUCACAGCCAUUGCGAUUGUGGAUUGUGAUGCGAGUGCGAAUCUGCGCUCAGAAACAGCAGCUGCUUCUUCAUGCCGUUUCCAUGAUGCUCGCUCUGACAGUGAAGAGACUCAGUCCAGCCGUUUUCUCUCCCCAUUCAAAUGUGAGGUGUUGGUUGGGUUUUUGGGUUUUUUUUUUUUUUCCAGAAAAGAAAAGAAAAAAAGAGAACUGUUAUACGCGCUUGGUGUUUGUAACAAAACAAUCAAAAACACUAGAAAUUGCUUGAAACAGAGAAAGAAAAAAAACACAGAUGAGGUAAUAAAACUCCAGAGUGGACAUUACAAGGGCUGACGUCAGUAAUUUUCUCCUUUACUCAUCAUGACAGUGUCACUGAUUAAUUGAUGUCAUACAUAGUGUAAGGGAGAGAUUAUUAUAAUUUUUUUUUUUUUUUUUUUUUUUUUAAACCCCUUUGCUUUUAUAUUUUUUUUUCUACUUGUUGGAUCGCUGCUUUGUCACUAACUGACUGCCUGUGAUUUUACUGUAAUGCUAACAGAGAAACCCUGUGUAAAUACACAAAUAACACGUAACAGCAAAAUAAUGAUAAAAUAAAUGAAUGAUAGUAGUCCAGACCAUGGACAUGGACUAAUGAUUAAUCCCAAGAGGUCGAAUGCUGACUGGCAUGAAUAACCAGUGUGUUGGAAAGGUGGAGACGCAUCAGGGGUUGUGAGCAGGGUUGAAAUAAAUAUUUAAACACAGAGUUGAAUACAAUGUUUUUGUUUGUUUUGUUGGUAAGUGGUCUAAGUCAAAUCUAAUUGCAAUCCUCAAAGUUUUACUGCUGCAGGAUGAUGACCGUACAGCGGGAUCAAGCAUCUGAGAACUAGUUCAGCGCAACGUAUUCUCCAGUGUGGUUCAGUGUUUUAUAUACGGGAAGUGUUGAAUUAAAGCCAUAGUGUUGAACUGACACAGUUAUAAAGGCACACCUAGAGCAGAAGAAGUUUGAGUUUAUUAUGAGUUUGGGUUUCUUUGCCGAUAGUAUGGAGGAAACGGAACUGAAGACCACUUAACCGACUGUAUUAGGACAAAAAAAAAAACAUCAUCAUCAUUUGCUUUUCAUGUUGGAGCAAGAAAACAUUGUCAAUAUGGAGAAUUUUUUUUGUGCUAAAUAAAAGUAGAAGUUGCUGUGAGUGCUGA